Artibeus jamaicensis (Jamaican fruit-eating bat) is the source of this 10001-nucleotide messenger RNA. It is a transcript of the gene TFCP2L1, whose product is annotated as transcription factor CP2 like 1. Gene Ontology annotation, molecular function: RNA polymerase II cis-regulatory region sequence-specific DNA binding; DNA-binding transcription activator activity, RNA polymerase II-specific. The transcript is spliced from 15 exons. Gene Ontology annotation, cellular component: nucleus. NCBI's taxonomy places the organism in Eukaryota, Metazoa, Chordata, Mammalia, Chiroptera, Phyllostomidae. Gene Ontology annotation, biological process: regulation of transcription by RNA polymerase II. Bases 77 to 1525 code for a protein of 482 amino acids. The record is from RefSeq and is a predicted model, not a curated record.
AGGUGACCGUGCAAGUUAGGUGCGGCCUGUGUCCGGUUCUGCGCGAGCCGGUCGUGGCGGGCUCAGAGGUCCAGCCAUGCUGUUUUGGCACACGCAGCCCGAACACUACAACCAGCACAACUCCAGCAGCUACCUGCGUGAUGUGCUCGCUCUGCCCAUCUUCAAGCAGGAGGAACCCCAGCUGUCCCCUGAGAACGAAGCCCGCCUGCCACCCCUGCAGUACGUACUGUGUGCUGCCACAUCCCCAGCUGUGAAGCUGCAUGAAGAGACACUGACCUACCUCAACCAAGGUCAGUCUUAUGAAAUUCGGCUGUUGGAGAAUCGGAAGCUGGGAGACUUUCAAGAUCUGAACACAAAGUUCGUUAAGAGCAUCAUCCGCGUGGUUUUCCAUGACCGUCGGUUGCAGUAUACAGAGCACCAGCAGCUGGAGGGCUGGCGGUGGAGCCGGCCUGGAGACCGGAUCCUAGACAUUGAUAUUCCGCUGUCUGUUGGCAUCUUGGACCCCAGGGCCAGCCCGACCCAGCUCAACGCAGUCGAGUUUUUGUGGGACCCUUCUAAGAGAGCCUCUGCAUUCAUUCAGGUGCACUGUAUCAGCACAGAGUUCACACCAAGGAAGCACGGGGGCGAGAAGGGAGUGCCUUUCCGAGUGCAGAUUGAUACAUUUAAGCAGAGUGAGAAUGGGGAGUACACCGAGCACCUGCACUCUGCCAGCUGCCAGAUCAAGGUGUUCAAGCCAAAGGGAGCAGACCGGAAACAAAAGACCGACCGGGAGAAGAUGGAGAAGAGAACCGCCCAGGAGAAGGAGAAGUACCAGCCGUCCUAUGAAACCACCAUUCUCACUGAGUGUUCUCCGUGGCCCGACGUGGCCUACCAGGUAAACAGCGCCCCGUCCCCCAGCUACAACGGCUCUCCAAACAGCUUCGGCCUUGGCGAAGGGAACAGCUCGCCAACCCACUCCCACCCAGUGGAGGCCCUGCCUGUGGGCAGUGACCACCUGCUCCCGUCAGCCUCCACCCAGGAUGCCCAGCAGUGGCUCCACCGCAACAGGUUCUCGCAGUUCUGCCGGCUGUUUGCCAGCUUCUCAGGUGCUGACUUGCUGAAGAUGUCUCGAGAUGAUUUGGUCCAGAUCUGCGGCCCUGCAGAUGGAAUCCGGCUUUUUAAUGCCAUCAAAGGCAGGAACGUGAGGCCGAAGAUGACUAUUUAUGUCUGUCAGGAGGUGGAGCAGAACCGAGUGCCCCUGCAGCAGAAGCGGGACGGUGGUGGGGACAACAGCAGCCUGUGUGUGUACCAUGCCAUUUUCUUGGAAGAGCUGACCACCUUGGAGUUGGUUGAGAAGAUCGCCAACCUGUACAGCAUCCCCCCACAGCACAUUCAUCGAGUCUACCGGCAGGGGCCCACGGGCAUCCACGUGGUGGUCAGCAAUGAGAUGGUGCAGAACUUCCAAGAUGAAUCCUGUUUUGUCCUCAGUACCUUAAAAGCUGAGAGCAGCGAUGGCUACCACAUCAUCCUGAAAUGUAGCAUCUGAGCAGAAGUACAGCCAGCAGCUGUCUCCACCUCCCAGCCCUCUGGACCCCCUUGGACCCCCUUGGAUGUAGGAAUCACACCUCUGUAAGCUGCAUCCUCCCCUGGCAAGCUGCAGCUAGAAGUGACCUUGCCUGGUGUGUGAAAGCCACAGACCGACAACCAGCAGAAACCCACAGAUGUGGAGUCCCUGGCAUGCAGAAAGCCACUGGCUCCUCUCUCCCUUCCCCCUUUAGCUUGAAUGGUUCUUUGGUCUUUUUCCCAGACUUGCCACUCUAAAGAGGCAGACAGUGGGGUAUCUGCUCUGAAACCCCUCCCACUCUGAGUUGGAGGCUAGUCCACUGGCUGUCUUGGUGCCUCCUGACCUCUUCUGCUGCCAGAUGAAGUUCUGCCUCACCCCAACCUUCACCUUCUCUGGUGACUGAGAAGGCCCCAUGGCUGAGACUGCUGACUAGAUGGGGGCAAUUCACCACCCGUCUUUGUUCAUGUUGGUUUCCGUCCUUGGUGGCCCUGGUGAGCAUCUGUCUGUGCUGUUCUUGGGUGGACUGAUGGAAGUGGGGUUCAUUCUGUGCCUUCUACUCCUUUUGCCUUUACCUUGUAUCUAAGGAUUUGCUACUACAAAGCCCAGAGCUGGGCUCAUCUCUCUGCCUUGGUGGAAUACCACAAUAUGCGUGUAGGACCCACCACGCGGACCUGAAGGCUGCUUUUAGGCAUAUUCUCAUGAGUAUAUAAAGGAUGAGAACAAAAUGAGCUCCUUUGGUAUAGUUUUGUUUCCUAGCCAUCAUGGGUAAGGACCAGGAAAUGGUCAUCCCAGUGUAUGAUGAGGUGACCUUGACUGUCACCAUACCUGGCCCUCUUGGGUGGGCUCACCAAACCCCAUUAAGGAAGAUCUUGGUUACCUAUGGCCAAGCCUGCCAAGUUUCCUAGGGACAUCGCAUUUUCUGUGAGGACCCUAUUUAAAUGUUGAUCUUUCUUCACUUGUAGGGGAUGCAGGUAGAGCGUUUUGCCUAUACCGUGUGAUCGAAUCACCUUUCUUAGUGGCCCAUGAGGAUAUUUGAGUAUCAGUAACUGGUAGGCUGGCCUGUGUUUCCUGGGACCCAGCAAUCCAUGCUGGCCCAGGGCUUCAAUCCUUUGCUAAUUUAGGUUCAUCUUCCAAAGCAUGGUGAACCUAUGACCACUGAGCAGGAUUUUACAGUUUCUAAAGUAGAGCUUUCGGGAAGUGCAGUGCUAGGGUUAGGAUGUUGAGAACUGGGUAGACCUUGUUUUACAGAUGCGGAAACUGAAGCCCAGAGGGGCAAAGCCACCAGCCUGAUAACACAUGGUGAUUAAGGUAUUGACAUAAAUUUGUUAUACAAACCGGGCCACUUCUGAGAGUGAAUGGAAUCUAUAAUAAUUAGGUUGGGACUGGGGGUGUGGUAUUUCAACAGAGGUCCUGAUUCCUUUGCCCUUUUUGAAAGGGAAGGAGGAGCUGGUAACGGCUUUAUUGAGAUAUAAUUCAUUUACCACACAAUUUAUUCACUUAUCCAUUUAUGGUGUAUAUUUCAGUGAUUUUUAGCAGAUUCACAGAAUGCCCAUAAUCAAUUUCAGAGUGUUUUCAGCAGCCCCCAAAGGAACCCUGCACCCUUUACCAGUCGCUCUCCCACCUCCCCCCCAUCUGCCCUAGUCCUAGGCAACCAUGAACCUACUUUUCAUAUGGCUCUACCUGUUUUGGACAGUGCAUGUAUAUAGAAUCAUACAACAUAUGGUCUUUUGUGAGCAGCUUCUUUGACCUGACAUAAUGUUUCCUGGGGCCAUCCCUGUUGAAUGUGUGCCAGCAUGCCAGUCCUUAUUCUAUGGAUAGGCCACGUCUUGUUCAUCUGUCACUUGAUGGGCACUGAGUUGUUUCUACUUUUUGGCUAUUAUGAAUAAUGCUGCUAUAAGCAUAUUUGUACAAGUUUUUAUGUACACAUAUGUUUUCAUUUCUCUUGGAAAUAUACAUAGGAGUGGAAUUGCUAGGUCAUACAGUCACUUUAUAUUUAACUGGAGUAACUGCCAGGCUGUUUCCCAAAGCAGCUGCACCAUUUUCCACUCCCGUUUCAUCGGCGUAUGAGAGUUCCAGUUUCUCCACACCCUCCCUCGUCAACAUGGGCUGUUAGCUGUCUGUUGGAUUACAGCAUCCUCGUGGGUAUGAAGUGGUAUCUCAUGGUGGUUUUGAUUUGCAUUUCCCUCAUGGCUAACGAUGUUGAGCACUUUUGUCAUGUGCUUAUUGGCUUUUUGUAUAUCUUCAUGGGAGGUAUGUUUAUUUUUUGCCCAUUUGUAAUUGGGUUACUUCUCAUUUUAUUAUUGAGUUAUAUGACUCCUUCAUAUAUUCUAGAUACAGGUCCUAUAUCAGAUACAUGAUUUGUAAAAAUGUUCUCCCAUCUUGUAGGUUGUCUUCACUUUUAAAGUUUUCAAUUUGAUAAGAUCCAAGACUACCUAUGUUUUCUUUAGCUGCUUAUGUUUUUGGUGUCAAAUAGAAGAAACCAUUGCCUGAUCUAAGGUCAAGAAGAUUUAUGCCUAUGUUUUCUUCUAAGACAUUUUAUUUAGUUCUUGCAAUGGCCUCUGAUUCGUUUUGAGUUAUUUUUUGGACAGGCAUACGUAGUUUUAUUGUGCUUCACGGAUGUUACACGUUUUACAAACUGAAGGCAAGACCCUCCACCAGCAAAAAGAUUAUGACUCACUUUAUUGUGGUAGUAGCUUUUUAGCAGGGGUCUGGAACCAAACCCACAGUAUCUUUGAGGUGUGCCUGUAUGUGGUGUGGUGUUGGGGUCUCACUUUAUUCUUUUGCUUGUGUCUGUCCAGUUGUCCCAGCACCAGUUGUUGAAAUAACUACUGAAAUCCCCAUGGAAUUAAUUGCCUUCGUACCUUUGAUAAAGGCCCCUGAUUCUUGCUGAAAAAAAUUCUUUUGGACAUGGGGCUGUUGUUGGUAAUGCUAGCCUUUUCUUUGUUAUAGCAGGCUUUCUAUUCUCUUCGUGCUGUCUCCCCCUUUACCUGUCUCAGCAGUACUGGGUCAUAUCAGUUUCUGGUGUCCUGCAGUCUAUCUUGCUGCAUGUUCUAGCUUCACACACUAUUCCUUGGGGAAGGUCAAUGCCAAUCAUUUUCUUUUUGAGGAAAGUGAGUCACACAGAAGUGAAAUAACUUGCUGAAGUUUACAUAGAACCAGGACUAGACCUGUGGUCUUCUGAUGUCCAGCCUUUCAAGUUGUCUUUAGUCACCUGUACCUGAGUGGUGUUACUACCCAGGCCAAGUGAUGGCAGGCUCAAUUUUAAUUCUAAAAAUAUAGUAAGCUAAUAUUUUUUAUUUCUUAAUUCCAAAAGAGGACCUAAUAAAGAUGUGUUACCUUAAGUUUGCUGUUAGUAGAUUCUUUCAUUCUCUGAAAAGCCCACUUCUUUCUCCUCUCCUUUCCUUCUCCUAAUGGUUGUAGUUAAAUCUUGUAGCUUACAAAGAAGUAGAAAGUAAUAAAUGCCAAGAAAGAAUACACAUCAUAAUUUGUUAACAAAAUGUUUUGGUCCUUCCACACGAGUCAUAUGAGCUAAAGCUAUAGGUUUUAUUGCUCUUAUUAUAUUAAGUACAGAAAAGCUGUACCCCUUUAUACUCCUGUGCAUUGUCUGUCCUGUGAGCCGAGUUCAGCGUCUGGACCCACUGGGCAGGACAGCCCUCCCUGCCAGGGCUGUACCCUCUACCCCACAUGUUCUAGGUUGUGGCUUCACUGUGGACCAGGAUCACAAAGCUCUGUUCAUUCUACUCAGGCCAUUGUGUUUCUUUGCUGGGCAAGUGUCUGUUUGCAAGGUGGUGGUAACCUUUCCCUGUUUACAAGGUUGCACCUUAAAAAUAAAAACAUAGAGGCUUUUGAAUGGGGGAACAAUAAGAUUUGCUGGGGGAUGGGUCUUUGUGCCUUUGGAAAAAGCAAGAUAGAGUGGGGACUUUGAAGUCUUGUCUUGAGGUCCUAAAGCAAAAAGGUCAGACAUUGCCCUGGGGACCUCCUGCCAGGCAGCCUCAGGCCACCUUAGAGAAAGCUGGGGGGCGGGGUGAGGGGGGCUGGCAUGUAGUACUUUCCUGGGAGCAGACUGGAACUGGUUGAGCAGUGUGUCACAAAUUUCCAAGUCCAGUGUGGCUUCAGGGACUGGCCUGAGUAACCUAAGGUUGGAAAAUGAUUAACAGGUUGGUGAAAAACACGUAAAAACCUCUUUCUGUGUUGUCAUUGGAGUGGAGAAAGGAAGCCCUGAGGCUCUUGGAAAAGCUGGAAAACCAGAGGCUGAGAGGUGGAGUGGAGAGAGGAGGGAGGACAGGGGACCAAGUCAAGGGCCCCGGGCCCCAAGAUCCUCGUUUCCAUGAGUCUCUUUGCCUCACUGGGUUUCUGUGACCGCCCUUGUAGAAUAGAGCUGAGAGACCUGUGGAGCUGUGGGUGGCUCAAUCACGUGGUGAAACUACGGGUGGUGGGUCUUUCCUCUUUUCCCUUCAUCAGAGUCAUCCCAUGACCAGGUGCCGAGUGUGUGCAGCAUACUGGUUGUGCACAGAGCUGCUACUGCUCUUGCUCAGCUCCUGGUGCUGCGUGCACUCCAGGGUUGCUGGCAUCUCGAUGUGAGGUGUAGUGUCUCAGUCAUGGCUCCCGUGGCUAUAAGAAUCAAGUCUGGCUCACAAGUGGGCUGACUGCUCCUUCAGCACUUUAGGGUGGCCACCGGGUGUUCCCCUGUAGCCUGAGCCUGCACACAGUGUCAGCUUGCUCUGCAGCUACGUUCUAGGUGUGUGUGUACACACAUACAUCCCUUUCCCUGCCUCUGUGUCUGGCAGGAGUGUGGCCCUGAAUACUCUCAGCUUCGCUACGUGUGAUGACUGCUGUUCCCUUUAGAUCUUACAUGGCUCUCCUGCUUCUGGCUUUGUUGCUGAAGCUGGUUAUGGUCAAGUUGCUUCAUCUUGGGGGGGAUCCACACCCCAAGUCCAGCUCCUCUGGGGAGGGGAGGAGUGCUGGCCACUGCCAUCCUACAAGGCCUCUUUGAGCAAGACCCAGGGAGUCUUCCAUACAACCACCUCAUGUCCUUUUUUCUCCUCAGUUUUAUACUGUGGGUGUGAUGUUAGUUCAGCUGGCUGAUAGGAAAUGAUUGCAUAUCUUUUCUGACCAACUUUCAGCCCCCUUCCCUUCACCCUAUGGAAACAGGACGGGGAGGUUUUCAAGACAGCCCAACCUGGAGAUGUGGGUGUUACAGUGAACCCCUCAGUGGGCCUGUGAUGGGAAGCUGCUGGUCAGAUCACCUGGCCUUUUUCUAGGGGCACACAGAGGUCCUCGAAGCCUGGACAAAGCUCUCCAGGCCUCUGCAAAGGCCCCUUGUGGGUUUUCUUUUUCCACUUUGUGGGUGACAAAAAAUCCCAGGAGGAGAAAGGCAGUAGGUAUCAGUGGUGGCUUUCUUGCCGAUGGCCCAGGAGUGGAAUUGCCAUCCCAUUCCCCUCUCGCCACGUAGAUACCUAAAGGUGAUGUCCCCCAGGAAGUCAGCUCUGACUGGUGGAUUGGCUGCCCUGUGCAAGGCUGUUGAUGGGGUGAAGGAGGUGAGUCUGGGGCUGACCAGCCCUGCUCUUCAGGUAGGCAGACCAGUCCCCCGCAGAGGGACAUUGCCUGAGCCUCUUUCACACCCUUCGGCCUAGGAGCCCUGGGGGCUGGGCUGCAGCGAGCCACCAGAGCACAGGGGAGCCUUUUAUCAUAGGAAACAGUGAAUCUUCAUCCAUAAGAAAACAAUAUAAUUAACCCUGGCACCUAGCAUCAAUAGACAAAUGCCCACUCAUCAAGGGCUGGCCAGCUGCAGCCUGAACCAGCUCCCUGCGCAGUCUGUGACCAACUGGAUGAUAGGGAAUACUGCCUUUAAACCACUCAAGUAAGAUGUUAUCCAGCACCCCUUCAUAAAAAUCUGUUCUUCCCAUUAGCAGACCUAUAUUACAAAAAAGUACUCCAUUAUCUUAUUUUGAAUUUCAUUAAAAAUAUGGAAAUUCACUUUCUUUUAUGCCUACGUAAUACUGAUUUGCUGCUUGGCUCUUAAAGAUGAAAACAUGAACUAAUUCUUUAUACACAAAGUUUGCCAACCACUGAGCUAGACCUCCAUUCCUGUCUACCCCCAGUAGGUUAUUUUAAAGAAAAUCCAGAAAGUAGGACUUCUUAAAAAUAAAAAGUAUUUUGAUUUGAGCUUUGAAGCAAGAGAAACUUUUCACCAAGCAGCCUUUGGAUCUCCCCUGCCACGUGGUCUCACUUCCCCUGUGGCGGGGAGCCCGCCCACCCUGGUGGGGCCCACUCCAGCCUCUUGGCAAGAAUGUCCAAGCCCUUUCUGCCUGCUGGCCCAUUCCUGCAGACCUGACAGGUCUUUGGGUCCCUCGGUCAAGUGCUAGGGGCUGUGGGAGAGGUCUGUGUGUGGGAGGGGCUGUGCCAGUACUGACAGGCGGCCCCUCCAUGUUGGGUAGUGGCCUUAGGACUGAGGUCUCUGGAACGCUCCUGUUCCAGAGGGUGUAGCCUGCACUGCACUUCCGUCUGGUACCUUGAGGACUAUGCACCUCUUGCCUUCUCUGGAUUCCUGCAAAUGCCUCCUAAUGUCUUCCUCCUAUAAAGAGAACCAACCACUUGUGGCGGCCUCAGCUUGGUGAUUGGGAGGGGCUGCUUUCUGGCCCUCUAUAAAGGUUUCACAGGCCCAGGUUUCAGGUUUUGCCCAAAUGCCAGCCUCACCGGGGGUGACUCCAUGUGCUGCUGUCCCACUCUCAGCUGGGGGAAACCCCCUUCCUGUGGUUUGGCCAGCCUUGUUGGGCCCUUUGCUCCACCCCUACACCGGGCACUGCCUCCAGUGCUCCAUUAGUACCAACACCAAGGGCAGCAGCUGGUGCUGACUGGCCUCUCGUGGGUCAGGUGUGCUCGGUGCUUUUGUCAUUGUUUCAUUUGAUUCUCCCUACAGUGCAGAGAGGCCUCUGUAGCUCAGCUUCCUAGGGAGGAAAUCAAGACCAAGAAAUCAGAUGUGCUCCAUGGCCCUGUAACUACUGGUGGACCAAGCCAAGAUGAGAGGCCAGGCACCUGGGUUCAGACCCCAUAUCAGGGCACAUGCUAUCCCCAAAUACACAGAAGAGCUCCUAUGUAACCCUGGCUUUUAUACAGACUUCGUUCAUCACUGGGCUCGGAGCACCUGGUGGGGAAACGGUGGGGCUUGUUAAAGACGAAGGUAGAGAAGGGCUUGUCUUGUGUGCCUUCCCCUUCCCUUGCUGGGUGUAAACUUGGUUACUUUGUUCUCUAGUGUUCAUGUAUUUAAAGUGAUUUCUUUAUUAAAAUGUAACUUUCUCACCUUUUCCCAGAUUGGACGAGUUUUCCUAAAGGUCAUAGGAGUCUCUCUUGGGGUGGUGCUGCCCUCGGACGGGUCAGGUGGGGUGAUGGUCAUGGGGGGUGAGCUCGAAACAGAAGUCGUGUACUGCCAUUGUUUUUGUACCUGAAAUAAGGCCUAUUUGCAGUUGUUACUGCACCAUUGUGCAGAUGAGCACCUUGUACGUGGGAUCUGUGCUCAGGUCAAAAUGCAAAUAAAACUCGUUUGUAAGAAACCCCUGUGCCCCUACUGGUGUGGCUCAGUGGACUGAGUGCUGGCCUGCAAACCAAAGGGUUACUGGUUAGAUUCCCAGUCAGAGCACAUGCCUCAGUGGCUGGCCAGGUCUCCAGUAGGAGAUGUGCGAGGGACAACAACAUGUUGGUGUUUUUCUCCCUCUUUCCCUCCCUUCCCGUCUAAAAAUAAAUAAAUAAAAUCUUUAAAAAAAUAAAAAGAAGCAUCCCCUAUGGCUCAGACCUCCAGGCUUUUUUUUUGUUUGUUUUGUUUAUUUAGUUGUAAAACACAUAGAAUGUGAAAGGUACCUUCUUAACCAUUUUUAGGUUUAUUAACUUGAGCGUCAUCAAGUACAUUCAUGUUGUACGGUUGUUAGCGCCACCCGUCUUCAGAACUCGUCUUCCCCAGCCAGAACUCUGUUCCCAGCAAACACCAGCUCCCCAUUCCCCACCCCAGCCCUUAGCUGCUGCCAUUCUACUUUGUGUCUCUGAAUGUCACUGCUCUGGGUAACUCAUGUAAGUGCAGCCAUUCAGUAUGUGUCCUUCUGUGGCUGGCUUCUUUUCAUCGCAUGUAAUUUUUUCAAGGUUCAUCCAUGUGUAACAUGUAUCAGACCUUACUUCCUUUUUAAGGCUGAAUAAUAUUCCAUUAUCUACAUAUAGUACUACAUACAUUUUGUUCAUUCACUCAUGAACACUAUGUUGCUCCCACUUUUUGGCUGUUGUGAAUAAUGCUGCUAUGAAUGUGGGUGUACAAACCUCUGUUGGAGUCUGCAUUCUCUGGGGUCUAUGCCCAGUACUGGGAUUGUUGGAUCCUAAGCUAAUACUGUUGUCUACAGAAGCUGCACCAUUUUCCAUUCCCACCAGGGGUGCACAAGGGUUCCAGUUCCUCCACAUCCCCGCCAAUGCUUUCUCU